This is a messenger RNA of Artibeus jamaicensis (Jamaican fruit-eating bat), 1684 nucleotides long. RefSeq names its product orphan sodium- and chloride-dependent neurotransmitter transporter NTT5-like. The record is from RefSeq and is a predicted model, not a curated record. The transcript is spliced from 7 exons. The coding region runs from base 1 to 1458 and encodes 485 amino acids. Gene Ontology annotation, cellular component: membrane. Lineage: Eukaryota; Metazoa; Chordata; Mammalia; Chiroptera; Phyllostomidae. Gene Ontology annotation, biological process: sodium ion transmembrane transport.
AUGGUGACCACACAGCUCUCUGCCUGGGCCUCGCUGGACAUGUGGCGGGAGGCAGGAGGCCACGUGCUCUAUUCCCUGGGCCUGGGAAUGGGCACCAUCAUCAACAUCUUCUGCAAGGCCGGAGGCCAGAAUUUUAUCCAAGUGGCCUGCAUGGUGGCCCUGGCCAACCUGGUGGCCUCGUUGCUGACCACAUCCCUCAUCUUUAUAGUGCUGGGCUUCUGGACAACCAGCAGUGGUGAAGCCUGUGUUAGGAGGAGUGUCAUAAAUCUGAUGAAUCUGAUAGACAAGGGGAUCCUGCCCCAGGAUGUCAGGCCUCCCAAACACAUCCUGCUCCUGGCCCCGCUGGACUACCAAAACUGGAUCGAAAACCUCCCCGAACACCUCAAGUACCAGGUCAUCCGCGUCGCCCCACCCUGCAGCAUCAGGACCCUGGAGGAAAAGUUCAUGCAGGGCCCUGGCCUGGUAUUUGCAGCCUUCUCCCAAGCCAUCUCGUUGCUCCCCAGUGCCUCUCUCUGGGCCAUCCUCUUCUUCCUUGUCCUGUUCAUCAUGGGACUGAGCACCUUGAUGAAAAUCUUGGAAGGCAUUGCCUUUCCCCUCCAGAACUCCAUCUUCAGGCAGCAGCCCUUGCUGCUCUCAGCGAUCAUCUGCCUGGGAGGUUUUAUGGGCAGCCUCGUCUUCACCAGUCAGCCAGGCAGCUACAUUCUGUCCUUGUUUGAUGAGCACGUGGUCCCACUGGUCCUCAUCAUCAUCGUGGCCUUCCAGAACGUAACUCUGGCCUGGGUCUAUGGAGCUAACAGGUUCAGGGAAGAAAUGUAUGGCGAUCUGGGCCACCUGAUGUGGUCCUUCUUCGCCUUCCUGUGGCGCUUUGUGACCCUGCUCGGACUGCUGUUCCUCUUCAUCCUGUGCCUCACGAGUCUGUUCUCGAACACACCCCCUCACUACAUCUCCUGGAACAGCAGCCUGAGCCAAGAAGUGACACGACCCUACCUGCCCAGCACCCGGGGCUGGGUCACCCUCCUCAGCAUCCUCACCUGCCUGCCCAUCCCAGUACACCCGCUGCGGCAGUGGUGGUACUUCCAGGACCACGAGGUCAAAGAGCCCUUCGGAAAGAUGCCAAGUCAAAAGUUAAACUUGUCCACCAGGCCCUCACUGUGGUCUAACCACGACAAAGAGAAGGUCAGCUUCAAGUCCCAGGACAGAAGGCUCGAGGGCUCGACGCGCAUGCUCUCCCUGCCCUUGGCCAGAUCGUCGAAACUGGACUCCCUGUGGCAGUUCAGUCUGCCCUGGAGCCGGCACAGCACGUCAGGCUCCGGGUUCAGCCUGCCUCUCUUCUCCUUGACCUCCGUCUUUCCCAUGAGGAACCAGCGCACUUCGAGGCAAACGAACCCAAACUCAACAGUCACGCUCAACAGUGACAGAAGCGGAGACGCCGAGGAAGAAACUGAGUCUCUUCAGUAACUGGUGACCUCCGCCCAUUUUUCCAAGGAGCAAAUCCGUCCCAUCACUGGCAGCCUUGAAGCCCAUUUUGCUACGGGAAUCCUUCCUGAUGCUGCCAGACAGGAAGGGGAGGGGCGCUUGGAAAACUUACCUAGCAACCGAUGACGUCCUGGUUUGGCCUUGGGAGGAAACGGACCGUCCGGGAGCCUGUUCCUGUCCUGGAAUUGCACCGAUUCUGCUAAGUGGA